AGUCCGUAAAGUGUCAUCUUUAAAGUAGCCCAAUAGCCGCGUAAAAGGAGCCAACUAAUUUUGAGAUUUUGGCCAUUAUUCCGAUUUACACCAAGCAACCUUAUAUAUAUAUGGGUUCACCUGCCUCUUUCUUUACUGGGAAAUUAUUUCAUAACUUACCUCUCUUUUCCUAGCCCGAAUAAUGUCGGAUUCGACUAUCUUUCCUUUUAACUUAACUGCUCAAUUAUCCAUCAUUGGUCAGUCAGCGGAAAGCAACGUAUCCAGUUCGAGCUCCAACUCAAGUGUAUCCGAAUCUUCUGCGGAAUCCCAUUUAUCUCAGUCAGCGGACAGCAACGUAUCCAGUUCGAGCUCCAACUCAAGUGUAUCCGAAUCUUCUGCGGAAUCCCGUUUAUCUAUAGCUUCCAAUUCAUAUUUCGGAUCUAAUACAUCCGUGGAAUCUCAUUCAUCUGUUAAUUCUAAUUCGUCCUUGGAUAACCAAUCACCAGAGGAGUCUUAUUUAUCUGUGGAAUCAGACUCAUCUCCAACACCCAAUACCAGCGAAACUUUUUCGGCCGGAGAAGCUUCAAACCAACUGCAGUCACCGCAAAGCAAUAGCUUCUUGAAUAUGAGCCACAAUGAAACCCACUCUGCGGCUAACUUGUCUCUCUCGAAUGACGAUGCUCACUCGCAGAUCAGAUCACUUACCCAGGAUGUGGCCCAGAUGGAAGCAGAAUUGGAUAGCAUAAAUCGCUACUGCGAAGAAGUUGUAGCACAGAUUGACACCUUACCCACGAGUACCUCAACGCCAACAGUAGUGCGUGGAAAUCGCCGCAGAAGUGCCAUGAAUCCAAUAGAAAUAAUAGAUCUGUCCCAUUUGGAGUUUGUACCACAGGUUCGAUCUGCUCGGAAUCGUGCGCCCGAUGCUGUCAUAGAUCUGUGCACUCCCGACGGGCCAAGAAGUCGCCCAGUCAAUCUUCCCUCCAACGACUCCUUCACCAUUCCCAAUCGUCGGCGCGUCUUGGCUCAGUCAACCGAAAAUUCCCCGGUAGUGGAUCUCGACGAUGUGUCGCCACCAAAACGCGUUUAUCGCGAUAUAGAUCUGUCCCAUAAAGAGGACUCAUACAAGUGCCCCGUCUGCAUGGACAGCGUAACGAAGCGCGAGCCAGUGUCAACCAAAUGUGGACACGUCUUCUGCCGGGAAUGUAUCCAAACAGCCAUCAGCGCUACGCACAAAUGUCCAAUGUGCAACAAGAAGCUAACUGCACGUCAAUUCUUUCGCAUUUACUUGUGAGUUCUUUAUACUAUUUUUUAUUAUAUUUGCUCUGUGAGCCAUACCUUCUUAUAAAUUAUAUUAUAGUUUUAUUAUAUUAUAGGCUUAACAAUGUAAAAGGCGGCAAAUAAUGUCCGUUCUUCAUUCAUUCAAUGAAUUCAAAAACAAUUUUUUAUUUAAGUUUUCUUAUGUAAUCAGUUAUCCCCAAAAAUAUUCCUAAUACACGUAUGCGAAGUAAAAA
Messenger RNA from Drosophila santomea, 1490 nucleotides. Its product is annotated as E3 ubiquitin-protein ligase complex slx8-rfp subunit rfp2. Gene Ontology annotation, molecular function: transcription factor binding. NCBI's taxonomy places the organism in Eukaryota, Metazoa, Arthropoda, Insecta, Diptera, Drosophilidae. Gene Ontology annotation, biological process: positive regulation of transcription by RNA polymerase II. The transcript is spliced from 4 exons. The record is from RefSeq and is a predicted model, not a curated record. Bases 182 to 1270 code for a protein of 362 amino acids.